AUGAAGCCUUCGGAAAUCCCAGGUACCCCUGUGACCGAUGCGGUUGACUCGGAUCAAGUCAAACUCGAAGUGGAUAGUCCUGAUACCGGGAUACCUGAGUCUUUAGCUACCGCGGCUGAAGCAUUGAUGGUGACGACGAGGUCACGGGCGGAAGCGGAUGCAAGUUCUCGGACUUCUGUAGAUCAGUCUGGAUACCAGGAUGAACGUUGGAGGAGAAUCAAGGUUCACCAAGACGAAGACUUGUGGAUCCAGCAAAUGAAGAAGGUCCUGAAAGGAGACGUGUCAGAUCUUCCACGGAACCAGGUCAAGAAGAUUGCGAAGGUCUCCGAUCAGUUUGUGUUGGAUUCGCUGAGCACACCCACUCCCGAGAGACCUCAUAACAAGCAGUCGGAACUCAGGUUGGUAGUCCCAGAGACUUUACGUGUCGACAUGUUACACUACUCGCACGAAGACUUUCAAGGCGGCCAUCAAGGAAUCAACAGAACGUUUGAACGGUUACGUUCAGAGUUCUACUGGAUCGGGAUGUACGCUGAUGUACAGAAGUUCGUGAGAGAAUGCGUAGAUUGCGCGUCAGCCAAGGGGCGACCACCGGUUCUCGGCCCGUCACCUGGCAAUAUCGAGCCGAGAUAUCCGUUCGAAGUGGUCUCUAUGGAUUUUGUCACUGAGCUACCUGAGUCCGACCGUGGAAAUACCUACUUGUUGCUGUUCCAAGAUCAAUUCUCAGGAUACGUCAUGUGCAAACCCAUGCGGAAUACCGAAGCCCAAGAUGUCGCUGAGGCAUACGAAGAGUACGAGAUUUGGGGCGAGUUCAAUGAUCAGACA
Molecule: messenger RNA, 822 nt
Organism: Phytophthora megakarya
Lineage: Eukaryota; Oomycota; Peronosporomycetes; Peronosporales; Peronosporaceae
Source: the annotation of a GenBank genome assembly